UGUUAAUCCCUAUAGGUUGCGUUAAACGUCUAAGGUUGUUGGGCGAGCGCCUGAUUUGUAGACUGUCACUUGUUUCGGAGCUUUCAGAUAGUGAUGUCGUUUUUCGAAUUAGUUCAUGAUGCACCACCAAUCGAAGUAUAUGCACUAACAGAAGCAUGUAAUGAAGACAAAGAUACUCACAAAGUUAACCUUGGCGUUGGUGCGUAUCGCACAAAUGAAGGCAAACCAUGGGUUCUACCUGUAGUUCGAACGGUUGAGUCCCUCAUGGCGGCUGAUCAUAACCUUGAUAAGGAAUAUCUUCCAGUAUCUGGUAUUGAUAUUAUGUGCAAAGCGGCAACUAAACUCGUCCUUGGGGAAGAUUGUAAACUGAUUGCUUCUAAAAAGGCAGACAGUUGUCAAACGUUGGGAGGAACAGGUGCAGUGUAUUUAGCUCUCCAGUUCCUAUCAAAUAUUUCCAAAUGUACUACUGUCUACAUUUCCAACCCUUCAUGGCCUAACCACAAGGGUAUAUCUCUCCUUGUCCGUUUGGACAUAAAGGAGUAUCGUUACUGGGAUCCUUCGUCUAGAAAGGUCAACUUUACUGGGAUGCUAGAGGACCUAAACAAAGCCCCUGAACGAGCUAUUGUCAUUCUGCAUGCCUGUGCUCAUAACCCAACUGGGACUGAUUUAUCUCAUGAUCAGUGGAAUCAACUGGCAUUACUUAUCAAGGAGAAAAAACUUUUCCCUGUAUUUGACAUGGCUUACCAAGGAUUUGCUAGCGGAAACCUAGAUAAUGAUGCAUGGGCUGUCCGUUUAUUUGCUUCGAUGGGGAUGGAGAUGUUUAUUGCUCAAUCAUUUUCGAAAAAUUUUGGACUUUAUAAGAUUUCGAUCAAAGUUACAGAAGGGUUCUUUACGACUAUUCAUUGCUUCUAUUUGUGCAACUAGACGGUAUCACACUCUACACCAACUCAUUACAUUAUGCACAUAAAAGCACACGAUUAUCAAUUACUAUUGAAGAAGAAAAAAAUCAAAUGACUGUGUAAUCAUGGAAUUAUUUCAAAUCACCAAAGAUGAACGUGUAGGCAAUCUAAUAUUUAUCACACAAGAUCCAGUAACUACAUCACAUGUGAAAUCACAAGUGAAAUUAUUAAUUCGUCAAACAUGGUCCAAUCCACCACAACAUGGUGCACGAAUUGUUGCUACCAUAUUAAAUAAUAUUUCGUUAUUCAAUGAAUGGAAAACAUGUGUGAUUACAAUGGCCCAACGUAUUCGUGAAAUGAGACAGGGACUUUAUGAGCGCUUGAGAAGUUUGGGAACACCUGGGAAUUGGGAACAUAUCAUUAAUCAAGUUGGCAUGUUUUCAUAUACCGGUCUAACACGUAAGUUUUGAUUAAUUGUAUGAAUUAUUUACUAGAAUCCAUCAUGCAUUUAUUUCAUAUUAUAAAGUUAGCUACUUAGUAAGUAUAAGUAGUACGCCUUUUUAUAUGACAUUUAUAAACGAACAGGGUGAUUUUCAUGACCAUCAAAAAUGUCUGUUUAAAUGUAAAUUAAGGUUUCAAAUUUCUGUAAUAAAUAUAAAAGCGCUUUGUGUUUCACUUUUAAUAUACUGUAAUCUGGCUUACUGCAAGUGAUCAGGGACAAGCAUAACUUGUCAUCAAAGUUAACCAGAUAAAAACUUUCUGAUUUUAUUGGUAUUAUGUUACUAAUUUGGUUAUCUAUCUUUUUCACCAUAUUGCACACUGAAUAUACUUUGGAUUUUGACAUUUCAGGAAAUAUACAGAUAUAUUGUUUCUUCGUAUAAUUUAAAAGUAUUCUUUCUUAGGAUUCAUUCUCAGUAAAUUUGAGUUGUUUAAUUCUGUCUAUUAUUCUUUAACCAUAACUUAUCAACUUCACUUCACUGUGAAAGUGAAUAAAUCCGUACAUUGUUUAGAUUCCAUGACAAAACUAAUUGAUGAAACACUUUCAUUAUCUUAUGACAACAUUCAUAUUGUCUGGUUGCUUUUAUAAAACAGAGCAAUUAGUUCAUUCAGAUCAUUUUGUUAACUAAAUUUAUAAAGCUAAUUCGUUAGGAUGUAAUCUUCACAUGUUAUUCGCUAUUAUUAUUAGAUUUUACAAUUAUUCUGGAAUUAUUUAUGUGUUACUUUAUGCCCGUUUGUUGCUGUAUGAUAUCACAAGAAAUAAUUUAUGUUUUCUAAUUUACAAUCAUUAUUUGUGUGCAUUGUAAAAACACUCAAUAGAGGUGUUUGUAAUUAUGCACAGCAUUUUUUCUACAGAUUUAAUGACAUAGACCUUUUAUAUUUAUAUAAAUCCUUAUCUCAACUAGGUAUGAGAACUACUGUUAUGUAGACUUCUUGUCUUAUUUCGUAACUUUGGUUUCAGGAUUUCAAGAGUCAGUGUAUUGUUAUUAUUAUUACUAUUAUUAUUAUUAUUAACUCAGUAUCGAAAUCAUAAUGAUAUGACUUAUCUCAGACUUAAACUUUGGUAUUGGUUAACUAUAAAUAAUUAACACUACUCAUCUUGCUUUGUCUUAGCUCCUCCGUUUAUCAAGUUGAACACCUUGUGUUAGGUUGUACGGGAUAAAUCAAUACUUAAAAAUCAAUACUAUUUGAUAAAUUGACUGCACAGUUGAUCUCAUCUAACUUGAUUUUUGAUGUUUUAUCGUUUAUAUAUGAAGAGAGGGUGGUGGAAGAUCCUCCUACCGUUUUAACCAAAAUCUAAUUCUCACCUUUCUCGACCAACUUAGUUUUGUGACUAGUCACAUUUAUUUCACGUACACAACGUGACAGAUUUUCCACUUAUUUUAUAUGGGGACUUGUAAAAAAAAAAAUCAAUAUUGUCACUAUUCUGACUCAUUCAUUCUUUGUGUGGGUUUCAACUAAGCUUUGAUCAAUAUGGUGGGCAUAAUUGUUAAUAAACUCAACUCUUCCAAAAAAUAAAUAACCUACAAAUUUACACAUACACAAAUAAAUUUACAUGUUUUCACUCGUCCUGUGUAAAUCCUAUGAGUCCUAUAUUAUACCCAAGCACAUUACAAUGUGCCGUUGUUAAUUAUGGUGAAUUUAGGUCGAUAUUACUUAGUCGUAUUAUAAAAGGUUUUAAUUUUCUCGUGAGGGCGAAGUGUUUGAGAAUCGUUAACAAUUGUCCGAUGAUUUAUUUCUAUUGGUUGAACAUAUAUUUAAACAUUGUAUUUAGUUCUAAUGGAAUAGAAUCAAUAGAUCAAGCUUAUUGUGCUAUAUUUUUAUAUUGCAUUAAUUAUAUUCAGUGUACACUUGAUAUAAGCGAAGAUGAGGAGAGGAGAAUAAUUAAAAUUGCUUAUUUUAUCUUUAUUUUUACUAUCGUAUGAGCCUCAGUUUACUUUUUCUAUUAGCUCAUUAUUUGAAUCAAUAAUAAAUUAGGUGAAUCGACUCACAUAACCGGAAAUGAUCUUUUGGGUAUAUUUUUUCUUAUUAAUUUAUCUUCAGUAAGUACGUUCAUGUAUUUGUACUUGACAAUGAGCUACAUUUAUAAUAUUAAAAUAAGAAAUACUGCUGAGUUAUCCGAACCAAUUUAGGAGAAACGUAGUUGGGAUCGAAUACCUGAAGGAAAAACGACACAUGUAUUUAUGUUUAAAUAUUUACUUUUAUCUUCAUUUUUAAUGUACAAUUGUAUAGCAUAUUAGAAAUGGAGGUAUGUGGUAAGAUAGUGCUUUUGUCGUUAUGGUUAAAGGAAUGAAUACACUUGAUAAAUAUACAAACAUAAUCUCGUUUAUUAACCGUCUCUUGUUCAUAUUUAUAAACCUGUGACGAUCUUAGUGAAAGGGGUGAUAAAUACUUCACCAUUAUACGUAGAACUUACAGCGUAACCUUGAUGACCAGUUGGUCGUCGGUAACUUUUAAAACAUAGCUGAUCUAUGUAACAUUUAAGUGGUUCCAAAGCUGGUCGAUUACAGAUCUUUCCUAAUACAUUGUGAUGAAUUGAUAAAGUUGUGAAAAUAUUUCAAUCGUGAUCGUUGAGACAUACACUGAACAUUUUCGGUUAACAUUUAUCUUGAGAGUUCCUUCGUAACUGAAGUAAGGAAGAGACAGGUUCUUCAUAAAUAAACCAUCAGCCUUGUCUGGGACAGGAUUAGGUUGAGAUAAGGCCGGAACCAGUCAAAUUGAGACGUAGCAUCAAUCUGCGAAGUCGGCUGUCGAUCUAACCAGUAUUGGUAAGUACAUAUUAACCAAUUAGGGUCCGGACGACUUGUUAAGAAAACAAAUCAAGAUGAGGUUUACCUCAGUAAAUAGAUUCCUUUUUUAAAAUUACUUUCAUCUUUAAAUUAUCUCUUCUUUAUUAACAAAUUAUUUGUGUUAAUUUUUGUUUUGUUCUUUGAUUGGUAGCUGAACAAAUCUUGAUGUUUCAUAUACAUCAUUUAUUUAUUAUCUGUGUAGGUUUCGCCAGCUAUUGACUAUAAUUAACUCCUGUACCAUCAUAAAGCUCUUUACUAUUUUACAAUCCUGUUUUAUGUGUAAGAAAUUUUUUUGGAACCUACAUUAACUCCUUGUUUAUACCUUUUUCCUAGCUAAAUCAUUUUGUGUGUUAGAAAAUGUUUUUCUUUUGAGUUCACUCUAAUCUUGGUACACAUCUGUAACACUUGUACAGAAGUUAAAGCACUCAUUUGCACAUAAAUACAAGAGCACACAUAAAUAAAACUUGACAUGCACAUUUAAUACCUAGUACUAAAACAUUAGACUUUUCUGUUAGUUGAAAUCGUGGUUUUAUUUCCUUCUCACAUGAUCAAUCGAUAUUGUCUGAUUUCAUCAUAGUCAAUGCUCAAAAGUAGUAUACAAAGGGGGCAAAUAUAAGUAUUUGCUCAAUUCAUUUCUGAUUGGUCAACGGUACUCUUAAUUCCACUCUUCUGAAUUUUCUAUACUGCUAUACAAAUUCAAUAAUAGUUUCCGUUCUCAUUUCAAUCUACGGGAAAAUUUGUUGUUAGUCCAAAAAAAUCCCAGAGUCAAUGAGAAGAAUAAUCGAUAAAGCUGUUUAUACAACAUCAUCUACUCAGCCUACACAUAUUGAUGGGAUAUAUAUAUAUAUAUAAUGUUGCUCAAAAUUUGAGGUCAUUAACAAAUGAUAAGUGUACACACACUGACAAAUAUAUACAAAAAUACACUAUAAUGUUGAACUUACGUUGAGAAAUGGUGAUUAUUUAUGAAAAUGUGCUUUCUUGAUUUGUUUAACUGUAAACAUAACUUCGUUUAAACAAAAACAUACAUACAUGCAUACAAAAAUGUGUGUGUGUUUUUCACGACACAUCUAUCAUGAGGAAGUUUUUUCCUAUCAUAGUUGAGGUUUUAGUCAACCUAAUCAGUUAGUGAAAAAUAGGAAAACUCAUGCCUAAUAUUAUUUAGUUGUUAUCAUUACAUGUCUACAUUAUUUGUAGGCGAUAAUUGCGUAGGAUGACAAAAAACGUGCUGAAGCACCAGUCUCAAAAUAGUUGAAUAGUCUACAACAUUGAUAUAUAUAAAUACAGAUACGCUAUGUAUGUGUGACAUAUCUACUAUCGUUCGACGACUAUAACACAUCUAAUAAUUCUCUUCUACUCAUUUCAGUGAUAAUCUCAAUUACUGUAGGCACCUGGCUAUUAUUGUGUGCAUGUACGCACACAUGUGUACAAUUUACAUAUUUCC
Molecule: messenger RNA, 5627 nt
Organism: Schistosoma curassoni
Lineage: Eukaryota; Metazoa; Platyhelminthes; Trematoda; Strigeidida; Schistosomatidae
Source: the annotation of a GenBank genome assembly